AUGGCCCUGCGAAUGGAAAUGGAGAAGGAGCAGCAGCAUCACCGCAGAGAUGGUAGCAGUUCCGGCGGUAAUGGAAGAGGAGGUGUUGGAGGUGGUGAAGGAGAGGGGCAUUAUUUGAUAGCACACAGUGGGCAACAACAAGAACAACAACAACAACAGCACCAUCAACAACAGCAACACCAUCAAGCAGCAGCAUCUGGUUCGGUUGUAGGGAUAAUCGCAGAGACAAGCGAGGACGAUAAGAGCACCAUCAUAAUUAACCACCACCAACAGCACCAACCUUCUCAUCAAACAUCUCUGCACCAUCAUCACCAACAGCAGCAGCACCAACAGCAUCACCAUAAUCAGCAUCAUUACCAGAAGCAACAUCACCAUCGGCAACAGCAGCAGCAGCAGCAGGAGCAAGUUGUGGUGACAACACCGGCUAGCAUGAUGUCUCCGAGCGAUCAUCAUAAUUACGCUGCCACGGUCUCCGACACACGGCACGUCACGACGAGCACUAGUACGGCGUACCACAACAGCUAUCACCACCAUGGCGGUGCGAUCGUGAGCGGCCAUGGCACCGCCACCGUACAACAACAGCAGCCAUCACAACAUCUCCAAGGUGCAUCUGGCGGUGGUGUUGUAACAACGGGAAUAAUUAAACAUGAAAAACUGUAA
This is a messenger RNA of Anopheles coustani, 660 nucleotides long. RefSeq names its product G-box-binding factor-like. The record is from RefSeq and is a predicted model, not a curated record. NCBI's taxonomy places the organism in Eukaryota, Metazoa, Arthropoda, Insecta, Diptera, Culicidae. The coding region runs from base 1 to 660 and encodes 219 amino acids. The transcript has 2 exons.